Emiliania huxleyi CCMP1516 is the source of this 1364-nucleotide messenger RNA. RefSeq lists its product as hypothetical. Lineage: Eukaryota; Haptophyta; Isochrysidales; Noelaerhabdaceae. The record is from RefSeq and is a predicted model, not a curated record. The transcript has 3 exons. Gene Ontology annotation, biological process: response to heat. Bases 27 to 476 code for a protein of 149 amino acids.
CAGAGGUCCGCCAAAUCGAAGCAGCAAUGCUAGCUCUCCAGAUGCCCUUCCCGCGCCACGACCUCUUCGACCUGGUCGACGCAUUCGCGCACGCCCCGCCACGCUGCCACUCCUCCGAGCUCCGCGAGACCGAGGACGCCUUCCACCUCGCGUUCGAGGCGCCGGGCGUCCUGCCGUCGGACGUCGACAUCACGUUGGACGAGGGGGUGCUCCGCGUGAGGGGUGAGUCCAAGUUCGAGCGCAGCGGCCUCAACUACUGCGGCAAGAUCCACCGUGCUGUUGCUUUGCCCGCUGAGCGCAUCGACCCAGAGAAGGUGCAGGCCACGCUGGAGCACGGCUUGCUGCACGUGACGGUCCGCAAGCGGGCGAGGGCCGAGCCUAUCAAGGUUCAGGUUGCGACAAGCCAGCCCGCCGCCGAGGAGAAGGCCGAUGGCGCCACCGCCGCCGACGACGACGCGAUGGGCGACGACCAGUGAGGCGCCCCGUGUGCGCGGCGGCCGGGGCCGGCGCGCGCCCAAGGGCGAAGGGGCCAAGAGGCCCAAGCGAAGCGCGCUCAAAACCGCCUCAAUGCUCAAACCACAAACUUGAAGUGUGUGGGCCUGUGCUCUCUGACUCUGUGGUAGGGGGUCGGACUGUGUUUCGCCUUCCCAUCAAUCAAUCAAUCAAAACACAAAAGGGGGUACUGUAGCAGUGGAAUAGUCGUGGUGCGCGCUGUGUGACGGUACCAGAAAAAAUGCAGCGCUUAGCGCCCAGAGCUCCACGGGACCACGCUCAGCGCCCGCUCGUUGGCACCUUGCCCGCCCCGCCGCCGCCGCUGAUCCAGUAGGGGCAGGGCUCGGCCUCAUCGUGGAGGCCCGUGCUGAAGCGCAGCUCCCAGGUGCCUCGUGCCGCCUCGCCCACACAGGACCAGACCGACGAGCCGUCCUCCCGCAGGUUGGGGCACGCGCCCAGCAACUCCCACAUCAGGCUGGCGCACAUGCCCUCCGGUGACCGCACGAGCGGCGGCGAGGGCGACGAGGGCGACAGCGGAGGCGGCGACGGAGGGGUGGGGCAGACGUUUGGUGGCGCGGUGCCGAGCUUGGCGAGGGCGGCCUCGCGCCGGUUGCCGUCGCAGCCCGCUCCAUCGUUGAAGGGCGGCGGGUCCACCAGCCAGUGGUCGUGGUUGGUCUGCACGAGCGCCCAGCGGGAAGCUCCCUUCUCGCCGCCGCCCUCCUCGUCGCCCGCGCCGCUGUAGUCAAAGAGCGUGCGCACGUCCGCGGCGGUGCGGCGGGCGCGGGUGAUGACGGCGCCCUCUCCCCUGCGCGUGCCUCCGAUCGUGAUGUAGGAGAGGCCUCCCUGCGGCUCGGUGGCGAGGAAGCGCAGCG